UUGAAUAUACAGUAGUUCAGCUGGGCUGGAAUCGGAUUGCGUCGGAUGUUUUUCGUCCUGUGAGCAAAACACAGCGGGACGCGGUGCUUGUGUUCGUCGGUCAUGCUCAUCAUCCAGGCCUGUGUUUAACAUUUGAAUGAUAUCGCAGCUAGCGAGGCGUUUUCUCCGCCGCAUGCACACACAGAAAGGACUGCACUGCUCGCAACCGACAGUAUGGACUUGCACAUAUUGGACCACAGGCUACGGGUCACCAGCAUAUCCAAGAAUGGGCUGGUGAAUUUCACACACCCACUGAUUAAACUGAUUUUUUUGCGGAACAGGACCAGAUGUAAGUUUUUCAGUCUGACGGAGACACCUGAGAACUACACAGUCGUCCUUGAUGAGGAAGGAUUCAAAGAUCUCAGGAGAGGUGAAAGCUGAUGUAGUGAAGCCACAAGGGGCCCUCUGUGACAAAUUAUGCCAACCAGAACAGAACACUGGCUCUUUUGAAGAGCUCCAGCCCUCAGAGCAUCUCAACGUAGAGGGCUCAAUCUGGCUGCCGCUCAAUGUGGUCUCUAAUGGCAACGCCUCCAGCAGCUCACAAGCUGUUGGCGUGACCAAGAUCGCCAAGUCGGUCAUUGCCCCUCUGGCCCAGCAGCACGUUUCCGUCUUCAUGCUUUCCACGUAUCAGACCGACUUUAUCCUGGUGAGAGAGAAAGACCUGUCUGUAGUCAUCAGGACUUUGGAGGAGGAGUUCAAUAUCUACAAAGAGGUGGGAGGAGAGUCUGUUCCCAUGCACUGUCAGGAGGUCUCCAACGGCCUCCAAAAGAGCAGCAGAGAAGCCAUCCAGCCUACUGUUCACCCGGUGCUGAUCCCCCAGAACCAGUUCUGUGUCAUGUCUCUGGAUCCGGACACACUGCCAUCCAUCGCCACAACACUCAUUGACGUCCUCUUUUACUCUAACAGUCCCAAAGGGGACGCACAGUCAUCUCCCAGCCAGGACUUGAACUGUAUCAAGUUCUUCUCAUUCUCCCUCAUUGAUGGCUACAUCUCACUGGUGAUGGACACUGAGGCUCAGAGACAGUUUCCUGCUGAUCUUCUCUUCACCAGCUCCUCUGGAGAGCUGUGGAGAAUGGUUCGUAUAGGGGGACAACCGCUGGGCUUUGAUGAGUGUGGUAUAGUUGCCCAGAUAUCUCAGCCCCUGGCUGACAGCGACAUCUCUGCCUAUUAUAUAAGCACCUUCAGCUUUGACCAUGCUCUGGUCCCAGAGGAGGACAUAGUGAGCGUGACAGACAUGCUGCAGCAUCAGAGGAAAGAACCAGCCACUAGUUGAGUUCUGAAGCUUUGUCUGAGCUGGAUGACCCAGGUUCAGUAUGCCACUCCUCACCCCAGCUCCAGUGGCCAGGGGGGGGCAGGCCAGCAGAAAAAGAAGGCUAACCCUGUGCCUAGAUUAGCACUGCAUCGCCAGCAGUAUUAACUAUGAAGAACUUGCCAUGACCACCAGAAGCGCUCUCCACAGUGUGCAUGCACUGUUUGGUCUGUGAGGCCUCCAGUCUUACCUGUCUAAGGCAGCAAGCACUGAGUCCCAGGGGGCCCACAGGCUCUCACAUCCACAUCAAAAUGCACCACUUAAAACAUUCACACUUUCAGACAUACAUACACACACACAGAUUUGCACAUUGAAAUUCACAAGCACAAAGACAGAUGAACAUGUAUGAUAGACUGUUUUUCCCCUCUAAUACAGGACUAAUAAUAAUAAUAAUUUUGCUGCAUACAGCGGAACACACUCACAUUUCACCAGUGCUAUAGACACACAGCGUAGUCUUCCAGGAAUGUUAAUGUCAUAAUGUGUCUAAACAGCAGGGAGGUUUUUUGUUUUGUUUGGGUUUUUUUUUUUGUUGUUUUUAUUUUUUCAAAUCAAAGGCCAUUAACAAGAAUUGCAGUUUUAGCUUUUUGUGUAACUGAAAGCGUGAAUUUUGAAAUGCAAGGGUGUUAAUAAUUUUCAUGCAAAAGUAAACUCUGAAUUUCAACUUUUUGACAGCAGAGCUCAUUUGUCUUGGUUUGAGAAGAAUGUGCCAGUAGUUCUUACAUAUUAAAACUACUACAAUGCUGUCAAGCAGGCAGGCAGGCAGAAUGCUUGGUCAGCGUUUUUGUUUUCUUUGUUUGUUUUUAAGAGGUCAGAAUUUCUUAACCAUAGUAUUAUCCAAGGUCAAUAACACUAUGUCUUAUUUUUGUUAUUUGCACAUUAAACUUUUAAUUUAGCUAAUAUCACUGAAAUAUUUUCUUUGGUACAACUACAUUUUGUACAAGUUGAAGUAAAAAUAUUCUGUAAACAUUUGUGCUGCUUCAUUCAAUAAAGGUGAUUGAUGGGCA
Scatophagus argus is the source of this 2352-nucleotide messenger RNA. It is a transcript of the gene castor1, whose product is annotated as cytosolic arginine sensor for mTORC1 subunit 1. The coding region runs from base 380 to 1312 and encodes 310 amino acids. The transcript has 11 exons. The record is from RefSeq and is a predicted model, not a curated record. Gene Ontology annotation, biological process: cellular response to L-arginine; negative regulation of TORC1 signaling. NCBI's taxonomy places the organism in Eukaryota, Metazoa, Chordata, Actinopteri, Scatophagidae. Gene Ontology annotation, molecular function: arginine binding. Gene Ontology annotation, cellular component: cytosol.